Neoarius graeffei (lesser salmon catfish) is the source of this 2392-nucleotide messenger RNA. RefSeq names its product N-alpha-acetyltransferase 38, NatC auxiliary subunit (gene naa38). The record is from RefSeq and is a predicted model, not a curated record. Bases 76 to 387 code for a protein of 103 amino acids. Gene Ontology annotation, cellular component: NatC complex. The transcript is spliced from 3 exons. Gene Ontology annotation, molecular function: RNA binding. Lineage: Eukaryota; Metazoa; Chordata; Actinopteri; Siluriformes; Ariidae.
CAUGCGCAGUGUGUUGAGCUGGGUUCGCAGUAAUGGCGGUGCGCGUUUGAAGGUUUCAUUGCGGGUGUUUUUCCGAUGGCGGAGAACGGCGCAGACAUGCAGACUGAGUCGGAGCAGUGUCUCUAUAUGUGUGCAAGACAGAAGCUGGAGAAUCUGCUGAAUAAGAGCAUGAAAAUCCGUAUGACAGACGGGAGAACGCUGCUUGGCCUUUUCCUCUGCACUGACCGAGACUGUAACGUCAUUCUGGGUUCUGCUCAAGAGUUCCUGAGGACCACCGACUCGUUCUCUCAGGCCGAGCCACGUGUUUUGGGGUUGGCGAUGAUUCCUGGUCAUCAUGUGGUGUCAAUUGAAGUGGAGACGGAGAGUUUACAGAGUCAAGGCCUCUGAGCAGGGCAUCAUGGGAAAUGGAAUUUUACUCUCUGUGUGCAGAGUCAAAUGUGUGUGAGGACACGUGGACACUUACAAGAGACACGGGGCUCAUAUUCACACUCAGUCGUGUGUGUGUGUGUUAAUAAACCCCAAUAAGAGUAAGUGUGUGUGUGUGUGUGUGUGUGUGUGUAAAACAGUGGUAGAUGUACAGAUAUAUUGUGACGUUAUUCACACACACGCGUGCGCACGUAUUAACAUCGUUAGUGUGAAGCUGCAGUUCCUGGAGUAGUAAUGUGUUAGCAUGUAUAAUGGGCGUUAUCUAUGAUUAUUUGGCACAUUGCUUUCUACAAAUCUUCAGAACUCCAUAUGACUUGUCUAUGUGGUACAAAAGCCCAAUUCCAAAAAAGUUGUGAUGCUGUGUAAACUGUAAAUAAAAACAGAAUGCAAUAAUAUGCAGAUCAUGGAAACCCUAUAUUUCAUUGAAAAUAGUAGAAAAACAACAUAUGUUGAAACAGAAUUUUUUUUUUUUUUUAAUAUUUGCUCAUUUUGAAAUUGAUGCCAGUAACACGUUUCAGAAAAGUUGGGACAGGGGCGUGUUUACCACUGUGUUGAAUCACCUCUACUUUAACAACACUGUAAACGUUUGGGAUCUGAGGAGACCGACUGCUGUAGUUUUGAAAGAGAAAUGUUGUCCCAUUCUUGCCUGAUAUACAAUUUCAGUUGCUCAACAGGUCGGAGUCUCCUUUGUCAUAUUUUAUGCUUCAUAAUGUGCCAAAUGUUUUAAAUGGGAGACAGGUCUGGACUGCAGCAAGCCAGUUUAGCACCCGGACUCUUACUACGGAGCCAUGCAGUUGUAAUAUGUGCAGAAAGCGGUUUGGCGUUGUCUUGCUGAAAGAAGGAAGGCCUUCCCUGGAAAAGAUUUAGUCUGGAUGGCAGCAUAUUGCUCUGAAACGUGUUUAUAUCAUUCAGCAUUAAUGAUGACUUCCCAGAUGUACAAGCUACCCAUGUCAUGUGCACUAACGCCCCCUCAUACCAUCACAGAUGCUGAAUGCUUUUGAGCUGUGCACUGAUAACAAGCCGGAUGGUCCCUCUCCUCUUUAGCCUGGAGGACGUGGGGUCCAUGAUUUCUAAAAAGAAUUUCUACUUUUGAUCCAUCAGACCUCAGGACAGUUUUCCACUUUGCCUCAGUCCAUCGUAAAAGAGCUCGGGCCCAGAGAAGGGGGCGGGGUUUCUGGAUAUUGUUUAUAUCUGGUUUUAACUUGCGUUUGUGGAUGCAGUAAUGAAGUGUUUUCACAGACGAUGGUUUUCUGAAGUGUUCCUGAGCCCAUACACUGAUUUCCACUACAGACACGUGUCUGCUUUUAAUGCAGUGUCUCCUGAGGGCCUGAAGAUCACAGGCAUCCAGUCUCUUACAUACAGAGAUUUCUCCAGAUUCUCUGAAUCUUUUAAUGAUAUUUUGGACCAUAGAUGAUGUGAUCCCCCAAAUUCUUUGCAGUUUUUCAUUGAGGAACGUUAUUCUUAAACUUGUUGCACUGUUUGCCCACGCAGUCUUUCACAGAGUGGUGAACCCCGCCCCAUCUUUACUUCGGAGAGACUCCGCCUCUCUGAGAUGCCCUUUUUAUACCCAAUCACCUUACUGACCUGUUAAUAAUUAACCAAAUUAGUUGUUUUGUUUGUUUGUUUGUUUGUUUGUUUGUUUGUUUGUUUGUUUGUUUUUAACAACAUUACACAACAUUUUUGGUCUUUUGUUGCCCCUGUCCCAACUUUUUUGUUUAAAUUGUUGUGGGCACUAAAUUCAAAAUGAACUUUAAAAAAUAAAUAAAUAAAUUCUCAGUUUCAACAUUUAUGUUGUAUUUGUUCUAUUUUUGGAGAAAUAUAGAGUUUCCAUGAUUUUCAAAUCAUCGCAUUCUGUUUUUAUUGACACAGAGUCCUGACUUUUUCUGAAACAGGAUUGUAAAUAGUGGAGACAGUAUAGCACCAUGUAACACUGUGUCUGAAACUGAAUAAACAAACUAGCAUUGUG